AUGCCUAAAAAACACCGACCAUUAAAAUAUCUUAUUAGAACAACGUUACCUACACUUUUACAUAUAAAUAAUCAUUCGAAAAGAAAGGUUAUGACAAAAAAAUCCGGCUUUCCAGAAGGAUGGUUUUACGUAAAAUCCAAAUCAAAUUAUCACGUGCUUGAACCACAUUGUCUUUCUGUAAAUACGGGUGCAAGAAUUGUUGCAACCAAGCAGAGAUUUGGUUUCGAUGCGGAUAGUCAGCUUUGGAAAUAUGAUAAUGGAUAUAUUGUGAAUAAAGCUUCUGGAAAAGUAUUUGAUAUACAAGGAGGUUAUAUUCGAACAUUUCAUAGAACGUAUCUAUGCCAAUGGGAUCGUAAACCAUUAGCUGAAGCAUCGACUCAACAUUGGACUUUCUUACCAGGCGGUUCUAUAACUCCGACGUUUCAUGAAGGUUUCGUGUUGCAUUUACGCGGUCGUUUUGGUAGAUCGAAUCAUGAAGGUGCUCAAGUUUUAAUUCAUCAAAUAAAAGAUGACAACCAUCAUAAGCAAACUUGGUUUUUUGAACCUGAACAAAGUCAACCAAAGAUUCUUUCGCCUCCUAUUCCUAAAGAAUGUCCUGAUUAUUUUGCUUGA
Molecule: messenger RNA, 612 nt
Organism: Funneliformis mosseae
Lineage: Eukaryota; Fungi; Glomeromycota; Glomeromycetes; Glomerales; Glomeraceae
Source: the annotation of a GenBank genome assembly